AUGAAUGAAAUUGUGAAUCCAAAAUGCUUACCUACAGAGCAAGAGAAGGAUACGGAGAAAGCUGAUGAGGACGACAGUACUGUAGAAGUAAGAGUGGAGAAACCCGACGCUUUUUUACUAGCACUCAAUGCU
Racocetra persica is the source of this 132-nucleotide messenger RNA. The record is from the annotation of a GenBank genome assembly. Lineage: Eukaryota; Fungi; Glomeromycota; Glomeromycetes; Diversisporales; Gigasporaceae.